This is a messenger RNA of Rattus norvegicus (Norway rat), 998 nucleotides long. It is a transcript of the gene Mrps7, whose product is annotated as mitochondrial ribosomal protein S7. Gene Ontology annotation, cellular component: mitochondrial small ribosomal subunit; mitochondrial inner membrane; mitochondrion. Bases 10 to 738 code for a protein of 242 amino acids. Gene Ontology annotation, biological process: translation. Lineage: Eukaryota; Metazoa; Chordata; Mammalia; Rodentia; Muridae. The transcript has 5 exons. The record is from RefSeq and is marked validated.
GCGGCCAAGAUGGCUGCCCCCGCACUGCGCGCCGCGCGUCGGUGGUCGGGGCUGGCUCUGGGAGUGAGGUGUGCUGUCUGGAACCUUCCAGGGAUCACACAGGUGAGGUGGAGCCGCUAUGCCCCCGAAUUCAGGGACCCCUUGAUUGACAAGGAACAUUACCGCAAGCAGGUGUCGGAACUCACCGAAGAGGAGAAGUAUGACCUGGAGCUCAAGAAAACCCAGCUCAUCAAAGCUGCGGCUGCGACUGAAACGAGCUCAGUGUUCGCAGACCCUGUCAUCAGCAAAUUCACCAACAUGAUGAUGAAGGGGGGGAACAAAGUUCUGGCCCGAUCACUCAUGGCCCAGACUCUGGAAGCCGUGAAAAGGAAGCAGUUUGAAAAGUACCGUGCGGCCUCAGCAGAGGAACAGGCAACCAUUGAACGGAACCCCUACAAGAUCUUCCACGAGGCACUGAGAAACUGUGAGCCUGUGAUUGGGUUGGUGCCUAUCCUCAAAGGGGGUCAUUUCUACCAGGUCCCUGUGCCUCUGGCUGACCGACGCCGGCGCUUCCUGGCCAUGAAGUGGAUGAUCACAGAGUGCCGAGAGAACAAGCCUCGACGGAUGCUGAUGCCAGAGAAGCUGUCGCAUGAGCUGCUGGAGGCUUUUCACAACAGGGGUCCCGUGAUCAAGAGGAAGCACAAUAUGCAUAAGAUGGCUGAGGCCAACCGUGCCCUGGCCCACUACCGCUGGUGGUAGCAGGAAAGGAGAGGUGGGGAAAGGACACACUGCCACAAGAGACCACUCGAGGGGCUGGAGAGAUGGCUCAGUGGUGAAAAGCACUGCUCUUUCCAAAGGACCUGGUUUGAUUCCCAGCAGCCCGUGGAGACUCACUAACCACCUGUAACUCCCGUUCCAAAGACAACUUCUGACCGUUGUGGUAUACACAUGGUAUACAGACACAUGUGCAGACAAAACAUAUAUACACAUAUUACCACUAAUAAAAGUGAAACACUUGA